Molecule: messenger RNA, 7866 nt
Organism: Nerophis ophidion (straightnose pipefish)
Lineage: Eukaryota; Metazoa; Chordata; Actinopteri; Syngnathiformes; Syngnathidae
Gene: xirp1
Product: xin actin binding repeat containing 1
Exons: 9
Coding region: 20-7618 (2532 amino acids)
Biological process (GO): actin filament organization; actin cytoskeleton organization
Cellular component (GO): stress fiber; focal adhesion
Molecular function (GO): actin filament binding
Source: RefSeq, a predicted model, not a curated record
GGUUCGAGGCUCAGUUGCAAUGGAGGUGGUCAACCUAAGUAGGACCCAGUCCCUGAGGAGCCUUCCCUGGAUUGAGGGAAGGAGGUGGAACAUGACGGCUGCCACCCGCUGGGAGAGAAAAUCUGUGUCUCAGCUGGUUGAACAUUACCAAAGCUGUGGUGACUUAAGGAGUCUGGAAAAAGUGGAGACUAAACCCCAGCUAUCAAACAGAUUUCCAGGAGAAAGAAGGAGAGGACAAGAGGGCAGAGAAAAAAUGUCCCGCGGGGCAUCUUCAAAUACCUCAAGUCUGUCAAGAAGCCGCUCCAUGGACUGCCUCUCUCCGAAGGAGGCCUCAGGGACCAGGAGUCUGUGUGCACUGUUCGAGUCCAAGGGCAGUCUGCAGAACCUCAGCCACAGCAGCAGCGGCCUGUUCAACUCAUCAGCAUCGGCAAACUGUGGCAAGAGAGGAAGAGACCGCCCUCUGCAGGACUGGAGAAGUCAUGACACAAGUCCUCAGAGAGUGACCCCGGAGGAGGGAGCACGGACCUCCGAUGGGCUCCGAGUGUCUUCCAGCAGAUCUCCCAGAUACCCAUCGGAUAGGGGUGACGCUGGUACCCACGGUCCUCGCUGCGUGACGCAGACUUUGGCCCUGGGAGGUCCUGGAGAUCAUGGCAUAGCACCGCUGUUGCUCAACGGCCAGACUAAGACUUCAGCCACCAUUUUUUAUUGGCGAGGGUCGGAGUGGAGUGAAAAGGCAGAGAGAAAGGGAGACAAAAACCAACACAGAGCCAUCACCGGAUUGAGCUUCAAUGACAGACAUCAUCCGUCACUGACCAAGGCGGGCACACAAUUGACUCGCUUCUCUGUUCGAGAAAGGUCAGCUCUCUAUCUGUCAAGAGCGGCAUCCAUUGACUCCGUUGGAGGUUCAACACAACCGGGACCGACUGGUACUUCAGGUGCAAGGAUUCAAGGACCAAGGACUAAAAGCAACAAGAUGGCUGAGGCAGCCAGGAAAGUCACAGUUUCGCAAUCAUCUCAUGAUGAAGAUGACCUGCCUCUCCCACCGCCUCCCCCACCCGUGCCAGCCAGGCCCCUUGACUACGAAGGGCCCUCAGCGUUAAAUAGCCUCCCCUUACCGCCGCCCAAGGAAACCUUCUCCACAUACUACCAGCAAAGGCAGAAGACGGAACUGAAGAGAAUCUUCAAACACAUCCACCCGGACAUCCUGGGAGAUCUUGGGGAAGGUGUGGACGAUGAGAUCAUGAGGGCGGUGCAGCUUGACGACGCCGACGCAGCGGAUGCAGCUAAUCAGUGUGAAGUGCAAUCGAUGAGGUGGAUCUUUGAAAACUGGAACCUGGAUAGCAUUGGGGAUCCUCACUCCACCAAGAAGUUGCUGGAUGAGGAGGACAUAACAGGUGGAAAUGUCCGAGGGACCUCUUCCAUGUUUGAGAACAGUGAUAGAGGACAGCAGAAACGUGCAGAAAGGCUGAACUCUGUCCGGGGGGAUGUAAGAACAUCCACCUGGUUGUUUGAAACCCAGCCCUUGGAUUCCCUUCAUAGAACAGAAGACGGAGAACUGGUUGAAGCCGUGCUGAAAGAGGCCAUCCAGCCGGGAGAUGUUUGCGGGACUCGGCUGCUCUUUGAGACUAAACCCCUCAGUGACCUGGGACGCUGCAACUCAAUUGAGGACCAGAAUUUCUUGAAACUGAAGUCUGAGCUGCAGGAACAAAAAGGAGACGUCCAGAAGACUGUGAAACUCUUCCAGGCAGAACCUCGCUGUGCCAUCAGGGAUAAAAGUGGCAAUAUCCAUUCAAUCAAAUCCAUCUGCAGGGAGGAGAUCAAAAACGGCAACACGAGCUCUACUCGUUGGUUAUUUGAAACUCAGCCUUUGGACCUGAUUAGUAAGGGCACUGAUGGAGUGAAAAUCAUUCGGGGUAUUUCCCUGGAGGAGGGGCACAAAGGUGGAACAGACAGAAAAAGGUGGAUGUUUGAGACUCAGUCCUUUGAUGACAUAAAAGAAGUUGUCGUGGACAAGUUUGAGGGCACGGGAGAAGUGGAUGUCACCAACAAGACUAAGCUCUUUGAGAUGCAACCCUUGGCAACGCUUAGAGGAAAUGCAGAGGAAAAGAGUCUGGAAAGGGAAAACGUAAUUGGGGGAGAUGUCAAGACCUCCCUGUGGCUGUUUGAAACGCGACCAAUGGAGACUCUGAAUGAUAGCUACGAAGUUGGCUGUUUGGAAAAAGUUACCCUUUCAGCCGUUGAAAAGGGAGCGGUGAAAGACAAAAAGAUCAUAUUUGAGGGCGGCAGCGCCGGAAAGAGCAUCUCAGUCAAAGAACAAGAGAUUGAAAAGGGUGAUGUCCGAGGAUUCAAGCAACUUUUCGAAACGAUCCCUUUGAGUAGAAUCGCUCCUUCUGACGAGAACUGCGACAAAGAAAAUGUCGCACCAGAAAACGCCACGCAGGAAGAUGCUCCUUUGUAUGCCAUAAAAGACAGCUCUGGAAACUUCUACAAGAUAACCACUGUCAACCGUGAGGAAUUCAUCAAGGGCAAGGUUCAGAACUACAAGUGGAUGUUUGAGACCAAGCUCUUGAAUGAGCUGACAGAAGGAAAGGAAAAUGUCGAGGUAAUCAAAGGCAUCACAAGGGAGGAGGACACGAUGGGGGAUGUCAAGUUGGCAAAGUGGCUUUUUGAAACCCAGACAAUAGAGGGGAUUCAUUCCAAGUUCAACCAGACGGAGCCAAGUCGCUCUCUUGAAACGGAGCCUCGGAAAGGCAAUGUCAAGACGUGCAAAUGGCUUUUUGAGACACGACCAAUGGACAUUCCGUACGACAAAUCAGAAAAGGUUAAGGACACAGAGGCCAUCGACAACCCCAGCGUCAAGUCCAUUACAUGGCUUUUUGAAUCCCAGCCAUUAGACACCAUCAAGGAGGACGGCGAGUACAAACUGAAGCUCUGUGACACCAUACAGAAUUCAGUCAAAUCUGAGGCGGGGGGUCAAACAGUCAAACAUCUGAUUGAGACAGAGACCCUGGACGAAAUUGGAAAGGGCACAUACUCAGACCAAGACGUAAGAUGUGUCAGUCAAGUCAACGUUCAAUCAGGCGAUGUCUCGAGAGUCAAAGAGCUUUUUGAAUCCCGGUCCCUUGAUGAAAUCGGAUCAGAGAUGGCAUACGAUGAACAAAAUGAUGAGAACAUCCAAAAGGGAUCAGUACAUAAAUUUACCUGGUUGUUUGAGAACUGUCCCAUGAACACGAUCAAUAAGGACAAAGACGAUGCAAGCAUCCAGAGAGUAAUUGAAGAUGUGAGUGGGGACGUAAAGAACAAGAAGUUUAUAUUUGAAACCUCCUCACUGGAUAAAAUCCACGAUCAACCUCUUGAACAAAAACCAAUCGGUGUGGAAGAGCCUGUGGGGGAUAUUGACGUGAAGUCUAGCACCAUGAUGUUCGAGUCCCUGCCACUGUACGCCAUUAGGGACAAAGAGGGAGAGUUUCACGAGGUGACGACUGUGCAAAAGGAGGAGAUAUUGAGCGGCGAUGUAAGAGGAGCCAGAUGGAUGUUUGAGACUAAGCCCCUUGAGGCCAUCAAGGCAGAGAAUGAAGUUUAUGUGAUCAGAGCUGUCACUCAAGAGGACGUCGAGAAGGGAGAUGUCAAAUCGGCCAGAUGGAAGUUCGAAACACAACCACUGGACUCCCUUACCUGUCGAGAGGAACCUUCUGUCAAGGUCAUUGACGACUUUGGGAGCUGUAACGUGCAGCUCAAUAAAAAGAUAUUUGAAUCCGAGGAAUCCAACGACAAGUUUGUAAGGAUGGUUAGUGUCACCGACAUUCAGCGCGGAGAUGUCAGGACCUCCACCUGGCUCUUCGAGAAUCAAAACGUCGACACGCUCAGGGGAGAACAUCAAGAGCAAGGUCCAGUCAAAACGGUCUACAGAGAAGACAGCCAGAAAGGAGAUGUGAAGCGCUGUACUUGGAUGUUUGAAUCACAGCCACUGGACAAAAUCAAGCAGCAAGAAGAAACUUCAUUCCAAGGUACGGAGGAGACCAUACCAAAAGCUGAUGUGAAGUGCACAACCUGGCUCUUUGAGACAACCCCACUGGACAAAAUCACCUCCAGCAGUGUCACUGACACAGUGGUAUACUUAAGUGAACUGAAUUUAAUUCACUCAGGUGGUAUCAUAGUUGAAGCAAAUGAUGGCCGAAACGUAACCAUGGCGAAAUUCCAACUCGGAAACUCAAAUGAAGUCCAAAUUCAGAAGGAGGAGGUUGUUGAGGGCAACCUUAGAAACAUCAUGCUACAGCUCCUACUCAAACCGACCAACCCACAGGUUACUCUUCUCAAAGAAGCGGAGAAAGGACAAGUGACCGCCACCAAAGUUGAACUCCCAGUCUAUCAUUCAUCUACAACUAUUACCCUUGAGCGGGAUCAAAUAAUACAAGACAUAGUUCAGAUGAUCGACGAAAUGCUUGUUCAAGAUAAAAACUUCAAGAAAGGGAUCCUCAUGCAAGAGACUACCGGGGGACAAGCGGAGAUGUCUGUCUACUUACUCAGCAGCCAGAGUGAAACUAAAGCUCAAAGUCCUGCUAUUGAGCGAGGAGACGUGAAGUCGACUAUUGGAAAUCUGUUAGCCACUGCCAACAGUCAAAAAACAGCAGCGUCAUGCAGAAUUGAUGAGAACGAAAAGGGGAAUGUCAACUUGUACAAAAGUUGCAUUGAGAAAGGAGAUCUGCACUACCUGAAAAGUCUUCAUUCUGCGGUAUCGGAAGAUGAAACUGAUUGUAAUACUCUCAGCAAGGAGCAAACUGAAAUCGUACAGGGCGAUGUGAGAGAAGCUAAGCGGAGUCUAUGUCAGCAAAAGGAGCUGGUGGAGCGAACUAUUUCUGAUGUCCUACCAGGGGACGUGAAGAACACCAAAAAGGUAUUCAUAUCAGAGUGCGCCUUCGUUGCUGAAAACUCCGUUCCUAAGGAUGAAAUCAUUCCUGGCGACGUUUCGACAGCCAAACAACAACUUGCCACGAAACAAGAAAUCGUAGUCGAAAAAGAGAACAUUGUGGCGGGAGAUGUCAAGGCAACGAUGCAGUCUUUAGAACGCGCAAAGCAACAAAGCAUGUGCGUAGAGCGGGAGGUAUUUACACCUGGAACUAUUUACGACAUGGACUUGUCAUGUCCUGAAGCCGAAGAAGCCCAAGUCCAAAAAGAGAUGAUCAUAUGUGGGGAUGUGAAAGCGGCUAAGAAGUCCCUGGAACUGGCCAAGCAGCAAAGCAUGCAUCCGGAGCGGGAAGUCAUUGUUCCUGGAAAAAUAUACAAUCUGGAAGUCUCGGCACAAAAAGAGAGGUCGCCAGUGGUCACGCAAUCGUCUUCCUCCAGGAGUCAACAAGUCAAGACUUAUUCAAAGGUUAGUGAUACUAUGAAAGAUUUGGACAAUUGUUCCUUAGAGGCUUGCCAACAGGGAGAUGUAUCUCAUUUUAGUGCAGUUAUAGUCAGUGAUAAUGUACCUUUUGUAAGCUAUGAAUGCAACGGUCUGAUAGCAGGACUCGAUGAGUCCGAAGAUGUUAUUAAGGGAGAUGUAAAGGCAGCGAUUAGAUCUCUGCAAAGUGUUGCAACCGAGCAGAGGCUCCCAGAUAAAGAAGACGUUGUAGGCGGUAGUGUUCACCAAGCGCUGAAAUCGCUUGAGAGGUCUAGUGUAAAUGUCUCCAAGGGAGACUUUAAAUCUGCAAUGCUAUACAGGAAGUCAGAAAGUUCAGAGAGGGGUGUUGUGGUGUCUGUGCCUCCGUCUGACACAACAUUGUCUCCUUCAAUUUCAGUAACCUGUCAAGGGAAACCAUCCAUCACAGCACGGAAACCCACAUGCUACCCAGUAGAAAACAAAGGCUCUGAAAGGUCCAGUUCUGAGGUUGAGGCUCCACUCCUGCAAAAGACACCACAGGACCUGAAGCCGGCAUUGCCACCAAAGCCACACUUGACUAAACCUGUGUUUGUAGACGAUGUGAACGUGACGCCGGCAAAAAAACCCACCGCAGGGACUCAUCCUGACGCAAAGCAACGCACACAACUUCCCACUAAUCGGUUAAUUGAGGGCACAAGGGCCAGAACUGGACAUAAAUCCGACUACCAAGUGACAAAGUCAAACACACCUGAAUUGGAGAUGGAGAGAAAUGUCAUCCAGAGAAUUAAUGCGGCGGAGGAGAUACAAAAGUGCAUGAAGGACUAUGAAGACAACCCUAAGCAUGAAAUGAACAUGGGCUUGCAGGCUGCUUUAAAGAACUUUGAAAGAACCGGGAGUGAGACCCUGAAUAAAAAAGCCAAUUUCUUACCCACAAAGACUGUUAAAAAUGACAAGGUUGAAUCGGGGCAACAGACCUCAAGGACCCCAAACUGCAGACCCAUGCUCUCACAUGGUGCGAAGCAACUCAGUGCCGGUAAAGUGUCAGAGACAAACAUCGCAGCAAGUCCCUGUCAAAGUCCAACAACAAACAUUGCUGACGAAAACGAACAUAGAGUUGUUUUGAGAGAGAAGAAAGGUAAAGAGACGGAGGUUGAGCGACGACAGAGGCUCUCUGUGCACAAGGACGAGAUCAUGAAGGGCAACGUAAAGGCAGCCAUGGAAAUCUUUGAAAAUAUCAGGAAACGAGAGGAACUCAAGGGAAUCUUAUCUCAGGUGCAGGAGAUUGAAGGAGCCACCGGUUUGAAGACCGUUUGUGAUAGUGUCCCUGCUUGGGUGGCAUCACUGAACGAAAGUUCAAAGCAAAACAAACAACUGGAAAAGAAAGUUGAAACUGAGACACGGGAUGAUGAUCUAGAAAGUGUUUCUUCGGUGGAAACUGCGUACGAGGAUUUGGAAAAAGCAAGUAAAGAGAUACUAAAUCUAAAGGACCAGACAUUGGCGAAGCUCCUUGACAUCGAAGAGGUGAUCAAAAAGGCUCUCUACUCGGUCUCUAAUCUGAAAUCGGAGGCAGACAUUGCUGGCUUGUCAGGACUGUUUGAUGAGUCUUUAGUAGCGGAGCAACAUAUUCAACCUGCCAACAAGGUCAGGAAAAUCAGCAUUGCGUCAACCAAGGCCCAAUCAGGUCAAAGCAAAGAAACGACAAACCUACGCAGUCUUCCGAAGAAAGAAGCGCCUGGACAAGUCAACAACAAGCUCAUUAGACAGUCCUCUUCCCAGUCGUCCCCGUCAUUUAUCUCCAUUCACUCCGCGGCCAGAAGGCCGGCUGAACAACCGAAGCCCGCCAUGUCCACAUUUAAACCGGCACUGGAGGAAAAAGGUCAAAGUUGCCCAGGCCAUUCGGCCCAUGAGUCUGGUAACAGCCCAGCAAAGCAUAAGGUUAGCAUGCUUGAGGUGCAAACAGUUCCCAAGGAACCUGCAGGAAUCAUCGGGACAAAGACUGUCAGUGAAACCUACGAAGAGACCGACGGCUUUGGAAACGUUUUUGUAUCCUCUGUGAAGUCUACAUUUGUUACCAAACAGUCUGACAGUAUGCCAGCUGCCCUGUUUGAGGUGGUCGGGAGCCCAACCAGAUACCAAGUCAUGACAUCCCCAUUAGUGCAAAGAUCUAGUUUCCCCCCUAAGGACGAGAAGCUGAGUAAGACGGACAAGAAAGGGAAAUUGUUUGUACCGUUUAGCCAACCCAACAAAGGACACUGAACAAACCUGCUCCUUGGCGGUCUUUAGGGGACUACGUACUGCAUUUGUGUUAUCAAGUUUUGUUCAUCAUAAAAUCUGAUGUCAUGUAGUGAUGGAUAUGUUCAAUUUUUAUUUAAAAAAACAAACAUUUGUCUUAUGGAUUUUAUACCGUACUUAUGUUAUAUAGAAUGUACAAUUAUUUGAAAUCAAACAAAAUAGCUGUAAGGUGUUGUGUAAAUUGUUUAAUAAAUUACAGUUUUAGAAAGAAA